Messenger RNA from Iphiclides podalirius (scarce swallowtail), 504 nucleotides. NCBI's taxonomy places the organism in Eukaryota, Metazoa, Arthropoda, Insecta, Lepidoptera, Papilionidae. The record is from the annotation of a GenBank genome assembly.
AUGUCGAGAAUCGUCCUCAAUUGUGGCGUGGCCAGCGCGACUCGAGUGAGAAGUUACGCCCAGAAGCACCGCUUAAGACAAACUAGUGGAGUGAUACUUCUAACGAACGGACUGGCGUUGAGAGGCCACACGGACGCAUGGUCACAAACAUUGCAAAAGGCGCUACCAAUGCGGCUUGCUAGGAUUUAUUCUGUGACGCGCCUGCCUAACCCCGACUUCCUGCGAGAUAAGGUCCUGAUGGAUCACUUCCUACGGAUAAGGGAUGACGGCUCGAAGGCCGGGUCCACUGCAGAAGCGAGCCGGCGCUCUGCUCCCCGGGACAGUUACCAAGAAGCGCAGUCGAUGCACACCAAUAGAGAAGGCACCCAAGGUCCUCGCGUACUCCGACCUAAAAGAGUUAAGCCAGACAGUGUGAGCGCGUGCGUGUCGCCGAAGCAGGGAGCGUCUGACGUCAUGCUCCCAGGGGGCCGCUGCGUGCCCAAACAGCUGAUUGUUCGACCACCA